This is a messenger RNA of Drosophila subpulchrella, 828 nucleotides long. Its product is annotated as trypsin alpha-like. Gene Ontology annotation, biological process: proteolysis. NCBI's taxonomy places the organism in Eukaryota, Metazoa, Arthropoda, Insecta, Diptera, Drosophilidae. The record is from RefSeq and is a predicted model, not a curated record. The transcript has a single exon. Gene Ontology annotation, molecular function: serine-type endopeptidase activity. Bases 28 to 801 code for a protein of 257 amino acids.
UCUAAAGUCUCUUUCAAACUGGUCGAGAUGUUCUUCAGCUGCUUUCUUUUGCUACUGGCACUUAAUGUCCUAUCUGCAGGACGAGUACCCCAACCGGAAGAACGCAUUAUCGGAGGAAGGUCCAUUGAUAUCGAACAGGUUCCGUGGCAGGUUUCCUUACAGUUUCAAGGACGACAUAUUUGUGGAGGUUCCAUUUACAGCAAAGAUAUUAUAAUAACUGCUGCACAUUGCUGUUUUGACGAAGAAGGACGACUUGAAGCCAAGGAUUUUGAAGUUCGAGUUGGAUCAGCAUUAAAAAACACCGGCGGAAGACUUGUCAAAGUUGCAGCCAUUAAAUCCUUUGAAACUUAUGUUUACAAAGAUACGUUUAACGAUAUUGCUGUGAUGCGAUUAAGUGAACCGCUGGAGUUUACCAACAACGUACAACCGAUUUCUUUGGCCGAGAAUAAUCCUGCUCCUGAAACGUCCGCACACGCUACUGGAUGGGGAGCAACGUCAGCACAGCAUAAUUAUUGGAAUGGUCUUCAUAACGUGGUGUAUACAUAUCCUGAACAUCUUCAUGGCGUAUGGGUUAAAGUUAACUGGUCGUACUUCGAUGGAACAAAAUAUUAUACACAUCAGAAUUUAAUUCUUGUCGGAUCUGCUGGGCAAACUGCUUGUCUUGGCGAUUCCGGAGGACCUCUGAUAAUUAACCAACAACUUGUGGGUGUAGCCCAAGGAGGUACGUGCAAAGGUCAAGCAUAUUACACCAGUGUUCCUUACUUCCGGGGAUGGAUUUUAAAUGCUAUUAAAGCUAUUUGAUAAAAUGCAGGUACAAGAGUAAAAAAA